AUGUCGGAUAUCUUGAUCGGUAAAGAAAACUUUGGUAUAGAAGAAGUUUAUAAAAUUAAAUUUUCAAAUACGAUUCACAACUUAUUAGCAGUAGGUACAACGAAUACAUUACAAAUUUUAAGGGUAAAAGAAGAUUAUAGUUCUACUGUCAUUGAAGUUUUUAGAAUUGGUAAUCGGAUUCAACAUAUUGCUUGGGGUCCUUGUUCUUCUAUUACUACAGAAGACAAUGUUGAAAUUUUGAAAUAUGAAUUGUUGAUUGCAUGUGAAGAUCAAAGUUUACGAUUAAUCAAAUCUCAAUCAAACCCUAGGAAUCAUCAAACCAAAUCAAAGACUUCAAUUAAAGUCUUUGGUCAAGGUUAUACAGGUCAUUCAGGAAGGAUAACAUCAAUAGCUUGGUGUUCAGUUUCGGGUUAUUCAAAUAUAAUCGCGUCAUCAGGAUCAGAUAAUUGUAUUUUGAUAUGGAACAUAGAAACCAAUCCUUCAGGAACAGGAGAAGAAGAAGAAGAUACCCAUCAUAUUCCAUCUCCUACUUUAUUAGGUCCAUUACGUUUUACACCGAUUUCCAUCAGUUUUCAUCCGAAUUCAUCAAGUAGAUUGAUGGUAUAUGAUUUAACUGGAACAAUCAAAAUCAUAGAUUGGACUAAACCUAAUCAACCGAUUCUUUUGAGUUUAAUCGAACCUAGAUCAUUGAUUCGAAAACUUAAUUCGACUCAUUUGUUUUCUCAAAGGUUUGGUAUGGCUGAAUGGAAAUUAGAUGAAGUAGAUGUCUUUGGUGCUAUUAAUGGUAAUCGUUGGUCUGUUUGGGAUUUAAGGUCUACUAAAGCUGGAAAUCCAAUGGCAACGGGUGAAACUGGUUCUCAGGAUGUGAUACCGGAUGUAUUCAAAUGGUGCCCAACCAAUUCUAGAUUAUUUGCUCUUUCAAGUUCUUCUCCCAACUCUUUCACUUCUGGAAUCGGAGCCAUUCAAAUUUAUUUUACAUCUUUUCCACAAUCACCUAGAACCGUACAAUUACCUGAUGAAAUCAUUCAAUCUCGAUCAAGAGUUCAUGAUAUUGAAUGGCAACCGAUGAUCAGUAAUCAUGAUGUUUUGGCUGUAGCUGUUGGUAGACAAUUGUUGUGGAUUCAAGUAGGUAAGAAAGAUUCGACAUUCAGUUUGACAUGA
This is a messenger RNA of Melampsora larici-populina 98AG31, 1161 nucleotides long. RefSeq lists its product as uncharacterized. Gene Ontology annotation, cellular component: nuclear pore outer ring. The record is from RefSeq and is a predicted model, not a curated record. Gene Ontology annotation, molecular function: protein binding. NCBI's taxonomy places the organism in Eukaryota, Fungi, Basidiomycota, Pucciniomycetes, Pucciniales, Melampsoraceae. The transcript is spliced from 5 exons. The coding region runs from base 1 to 1161 and encodes 386 amino acids.